Molecule: messenger RNA, 3297 nt
Organism: Drepanopeziza brunnea f. sp. 'multigermtubi' MB_m1
Lineage: Eukaryota; Fungi; Ascomycota; Leotiomycetes; Helotiales; Drepanopezizaceae
Biological process (GO): nuclear-transcribed mRNA catabolic process, nonsense-mediated decay
Cellular component (GO): cytoplasm
Molecular function (GO): ATP binding; zinc ion binding; RNA helicase activity
Source: RefSeq, a predicted model, not a curated record
AUGGAGGGCGCCUUCACCCACCUCGGAAACCACCUUAUCUCCGACUCUGCUGCUGCGAUAAAUGCCGGCGCAGAUGAUUUGUCGACCCUCGAUCCAGAUGAAGCACUCCUAUAUGGACAGUAUGGAGGACGCGGCGGUCUGGGACCCAGCAGACGUAGGGACGAUGACGAUGAUAACGCGACCGAAGUUUUCGACGAUGACGACACUGAGAGCUUGAUCAGUACGCCAACAACUGGGAUGGAGACGAUGGGCUUGAGAGGUUCCGAUGAAGAGAAGGAGCUCCCAGCUCACGCUUGCGCAUACUGUGGGAUCCACUCUCCGAGCUCUGUUGUGAAAUGCCUGGGAUGCACGAAAUGGUUCUGCAGCGCCCGUGGUAAUGCAACGUCUUCUCACAUCGUCAAUCAUCUCGUCCGAGCUAGACACAAGGAGGUCCAGCUCCACCCGCUUUCGACCCUUGGAGAUACCGUCCUGGAGUGCUAUAUUUGUGGCACCAAGAACGUCUUCCUCCUCGGUUUUAUCCCCGCGAAGUCCGAUACCGUCGUAGUCCUUCUUUGCCGCCAACCUUGUGCUUCUACGCCGUCCUCGAAGGACAUGAGUUGGGAUAUUUCAAGAUGGCAACCUUUGAUCGAAGACCGCUCAUUCCUCCCUUGGCUCGUACCGGUCCCUACGGAUGCCGAACAGCUGCGCGCAAGACAUCUCACUCCCCCUAUGAUUGCUAAGUUGGAGGAGAUGUGGAAGGACAAUGCUAGUGCCACCAUCCAGGAUCUCGAGAAGGCCGCUGGACUCGAUGACGACCCUGCCCCGGUCCUACUUAAGUACGACGAUGCAUACCAAUACCAAAAUGUUUUUGGACCACUUGUCAAAAUUGAAGCCGACUACGAUCGCAAGUUAAAGGAGGCGCAAUCUGAGGACGGUCUGAUUAUUCGAUGGGACUACGGUCUGAACAACAAACAUCUGGCGAGCUUCGUUUUGCCCAAGAUUGAGUUGGGCGAUGUCAAGCUGGCAGUGGGAGAUGAGAUGCGCCUCAAGUACAAAGGAGAGCUUCGACCUUUCUGGGAAGGAGUUGGAUAUGUCGUCAAGAUCCCCAACAACCAGUCGGACGAGGUUACCAUCGAGCUGCGAAAGGUUGGAAACGAUAAAUCUGUUCCUACAGAAUGUACCCAUAACUUCUCGGCCGACUACGUCUGGAAGGCCACUUCGUAUGACCGCAUGCAAUUUGCUAUGAAGACCUUUGCUAUCGACGAGAUGAGUGUAUCCGGUUACAUUUUCCACAAGCUUUUAGGUCACGAGGUUGCCGCGGCUCCCAUGAAGAUCCAGAUGCCCAAGAAAUUCACAGUUCCGGGACUUCCUGAGCUGAACAACAGUCAAAUAAAUGCGGUCAAGAGCGUCUUGCAGAAGCCUCUCAGUCUGAUCCAAGGCCCUCCUGGUACUGGUAAGACCGUUACCUCUGCGACAGUCAUUUACCACUUGGCCAAGGUCAAUGGUGGUCAGGUUCUUGUCUGCGCUCCUUCAAACGUUGCUGUGGACCAGUUGUGUGAGAGAAUCCACCGCACUGGCUUGAAGGUUGUCCGUCUCACCGCCAAGUCCCGCGAGGAUGUUCAGUCGUCAGUUGGAUUCUUGUCUCUCCAUGAGCAGGUCCGCAUGAACGACAGCAAUCUGGAACUUACAAAGCUCUCUCAAUUGAAGAGCGAACUUGGCGAACUCUCAAGUCAGGAUGAGAAAAAGUUCAAGACCCUCACCCGGGGUGCUGAGCGUGAGAUUCUAACCAAUGCUGAUGUCAUUUGCUGCACUUGUGUUGGUGCUGGUGAUCCCCGACUCGCGAAGAUGAAGUUCCGAACUGUCCUUAUUGACGAGUCUACUCAGUCCGCCGAGCCUGAGUGUAUGAUCCCUCUUGUCCUUGGUUGCAAGCAAGUCGUCUUGGUUGGAGAUCAUCAACAAUUGGGCCCUGUCAUUAUGAACAAGAAAGCUGCCAAGGCCGGUCUCAACCAGUCGCUCUUUGAACGACUUGUCCAGCUGGGCCAAAAUCCCAUCCGCCUCGAUGUCCAAUACCGCAUGCACCCUUGUCUUUCCGAAUUUCCCUCAAACAUGUUCUACGAAGGAUCCCUCCAAAAUGGUGUCACCAUGGUCCAGCGCAUUCGCUGCGACGUCGAUUUCCCAUGGCCAGUCAGCGACACUCCUAUGAUGUUCUGGUCUAACCUUGGCAAUGAAGAAAUCUCAGCAUCCGGAACCUCUUAUCUCAAUCGUACUGAGGCUUCCAAUGUUGAGAAAAUUGUUACUCGUUUCUUCAAGGCUGGCGUUCAACCCGCAGACAUUGGUGUCAUCACUCCCUACGAAGGUCAACGCAGUUACGUUGUCAGCUCCAUGCAGAACACCGGUACCUUCAAGAAGGAGAACUACAAGGAGAUUGAAGUUGCCUCCGUUGACGCUUUCCAGGGUCGAGAGAAGGACUUCAUUGUUCUGUCAUGCGUUAGAUCCAACGAUCACCAAGGUAUCGGUUUCUUAAGCGAUCCUCGUCGUCUCAAUGUUGCUCUUACUCGUGCCAAGUACGGUCUUGUCAUCCUUGGCAACCCCAAGGUUCUCUCCAAGCACCCAUUGUGGCAUCACCUGUUGUUGCAUUUCAAGGAGCGCGAUUGCCUGGUCGAAGGCCCUCUCUCGAACUUGCAGACCUCCCUGUUGCAAUUCAGCCGCCCAAAGAGUACCUAUCGCGGUCCUCAGCGUUACCAGAUGUCCCACGCCUCUUUCAACGGACGCUCCGGCACAAAUGGCAAGGCUCCCCGUGACUUUAGCGACGCCGGCUCGAUGAUGGGCUAUGUUCCUGACGAUGUUUCCUCGGUUCACUCUUCUGCUCUCGGAGGCGCCGGUCUCGGCUCGGCCUACCCUCAGAUGUUCUCCCAGUUUGCCCCUGAAAGUUGGCCCAAUCUUCCCGGUCUUGAUCUUCGCGUCCGUUCCAGCGGUCAGAAGGGCCGAGGUCGUCCUGCUGAGAGCGUUGCUGGCGAAUCCAUUGCCGCUAGCGAGCUUACCGAUACCACCAGCAGCGUCGUCGACGGCAAGGGUAUUGGCCAAGGUGGCGUCAGCCUUGGCGGAGGGGAACCUGCCCAAAAGCAGACCAGCUUGAAUCAGUCCGAUCGCUUGAAGCGUUACGUCGAGUCUGGAGGUCGCAUUGCCGACUAUAAGAAUGGCGGCGACGCAGGCAGCGUCUUCGGAAGCAGCUCCUUGUUGGGCGGCCGUCGCCUUGAGGACGACGAAAAGAGUGUUUCCACUGCGUUUGCGAGUCAAAUCGGAGGUGGCUAUGAUUGA